GGCGGAAGUUGCGUCAGAUCCGUCCUCCUCAACUGGCGGGAUUUGCUUUCACGUUUUAUAAGCGUUGAGAAGUUUGUUGUGAACACCGCUUCAAGCUCCAGCCAAACAGCACGGUUUACGAACAAAAAUGAUGGCUACAAAUGGAAAAGAAACCUGCGAGGAGACGAAGGUGAACGGCGUCGCAGCGGAGCAGUUCAAGACGCUCCAAAACGGGCAACCGGAGCCGGGAAGCGCUACUACUUCCACUGAGAACAGCCGGUUUACCUUCAGCUCGGAGCCCACCAUGGAGGACAUUAGGCGCUUGCAGGCGGAGUUCACCGACGAGCGCGACUGGAAUAAGUUUCACCAGCCCCGGAACCUGCUCCUGGCCAUGAUCGGGGAGGUGGGCGAGGUAUCGGAGCUGUUCCAGUGGAAGGGAGAGGUGGCGGAGGGGCUGCCCGGCUGGAGCGAGGCCGAGCGGGAGCAGCUGGCGCACGAGCUCAGCGACGUGCUCAUUUACCUGGUCGAGCUCGCGGAAAAGUGUCGCGUGGACCUGCCUCGCGCCGUGCUCAAGAAAAUGGCGCUAAAUAAGUUGAAAUACCCCGCUAGCAAAGUACACGGUUCUGCCAAAAAGUACACAGAAUACACGGACUGAGUACUGGGGUGCUGGCAACUGAAGGGACAUUUGUUGCAAUAAUGUCUACUGCUACUGGACUGCCAAAUAUGGACCUUUUAAUGUAAACUGUUUUAGAGUUUUACAGUUGAACGAGUCAGCUGCUGUUCUGUCAAUAAUGUUUUUAUCCUAUAAGUUGGUGCUUAAAGAUCGCAUAUUGUGCCAUUUUUAGAUUUAUGUAAUGUUUCUUGGUCCAAAACAUACAUGGAGUUGUUUAACACACAAACCCUGCAUAUUUAGGCAGAGUUCUCACAUUUUUGAGCUUUGGAGAUGUAUAUAGCCUAAUAAUAUAAUUUACUCAAUUACUCAAAUGUGUGUUAAUGAACCAAAACACCACUCCAAGUAUGUUUUUGAGGAGGUAACUUUAUAACAUGGCUUAAAGCUCAUAAGAAUCCAUUUUGUGUACAAUUACAUAGGACUUUUUUAGAGCACAUUAAGUAUGCACUUGUGUGAAAAGUUGGCUGAAAGUUUUUAAAUCCUGUUUUUAGCCAGAUAAGUCAAUUUUCACUGGCCCAGUAGAGCAAACUGGGCAACUGCGCCUUUGGGGGGAAAAACUGUUUUCUGUGACCUAUUUAGAUGUUCUGCUGCAAGUGGGACUGGCAGCACCACUACUCUGCAUCUUGAUGGCACCAGAAAAGUGUCAACUGUGUGGUUUUGUCAUCUGAGUGAAAAAAGAAUGCAGUACUGUGUGGGAAGUCUUUGUUCUUUUCAGCUGGGGUGGGGGUGUCAUAUUUUUUGGUUACAUAACAGCUGUCACCCAUUUUUCCAAAAGUAAAAUUGGCGUAACUCAC
Boleophthalmus pectinirostris (great blue-spotted mudskipper) is the source of this 1443-nucleotide messenger RNA. It is a transcript of the gene dctpp1, whose product is annotated as dCTP pyrophosphatase 1. Gene Ontology annotation, molecular function: nucleoside triphosphate diphosphatase activity. The record is from RefSeq and is a predicted model, not a curated record. NCBI's taxonomy places the organism in Eukaryota, Metazoa, Chordata, Actinopteri, Gobiiformes, Gobiidae. Bases 128 to 634 code for a protein of 168 amino acids. The transcript has a single exon. Gene Ontology annotation, biological process: nucleoside triphosphate catabolic process.